AUGCUGCUGCUGGGUGCUGCUUUGCCACGAUUCUCCUGGAUUGUCCUGGCUGCUGGGGCACUCAUGAUCUCCUUUGCCCGCUGCAUGAAGUGGACCAUCAUCGGUCACCACGUCUCGCACGGAGGCUUCGACAAGCUGCAGAAGACGCAUCCAAAUGCCCUACCAUCGCACUACAAGCGUGGUGUUUUUGCGAUUGGCAUCCGUCGCUUCUUUGAUUGGAUGGACUGGAUGCUGCCCCAGGCUUGGGAUGUCGAGCACAACAAGGCGCAUCACUACUACCUGUCCGAGGAGAAGGAUCCAGACCUUGUCGAGCACAACUUCGAGAUCCUCCGAAAAAUGCCCCUUCCGAUGGCCCUGAAGUAUUUGUCCAUGAUCAUGUGGGUCUUCACAUGGAAGUUUACUUACUACUCGCCCAACACCUUCAAGGAGUUGAUGAACUCAAAGCGCGAGAGCUGGCUGGCGCGAAACUGGCCAGCCGCGGAGAGGAAGACUGAUCCUGUUGUCGUCUUCGAUUGGGUUCGUCGACCUGUGGAGGCACUCAUUACUGGACGCGUCAUGGCUGCGGUCUACUGGAUGGUCUUCUUUGCUCAGUGGUUUUAUGUGAUUCUGCCGAUGCUGGCCACGCUGGCACUUCCAGCUUUGUGGCCGCUACUUCUUGGACAAGCCGGACUUUGGCCCAGCUCCAUCUCUCCCGGCCAGGCGGCGCUCCGGGCGCUGGUGACAUCUGUGACGGCUGACCUGCUCUCCAAUGGACAUUCCUUUGUCAUCAUUGCCUGCAAUCACUCUGGGAACGACAUGUACCGCUACAGCACAUCUUGCAAGGCGUACUCAGCAGAGUUUCUCUUGCGCUGCAGCUACUCCUCGGCCAACUUCGAGACUGGAAAUGACUUGAUUGAUACAGUCUACGGCUGGCUCAAUUACCAGGUGGAGCAUCACAUGUUCCCGGACAUGACGCCACUUCAGUACCGGAAGCUCCAGCCUCUCGUGAAGAGCAUCUGCAAGAAACACAACGUCCAGUAUGUGCAGAUGAACGCUCUGCGACGCACGUGGAUGAUGUUUCAGGUUGCAGUCGGAGACACCGAGAUGAAACGCUGCACGGCCUUGGUGCCGCCGCAGGCCUACAAGAAUUCUUUGGAGCCGAAUUCCUUGGAGCGACUUGGCAUCGCUUGGCUAGGGUAA
This is a messenger RNA of Symbiodinium natans, 1179 nucleotides long. The record is from the annotation of a GenBank genome assembly. NCBI's taxonomy places the organism in Eukaryota, Dinophyceae, Suessiales, Symbiodiniaceae.